This is a messenger RNA of Neurospora crassa OR74A, 2975 nucleotides long. Its product is annotated as golgi transport complex subunit Cog4. The record is from RefSeq and is a predicted model, not a curated record. The transcript is spliced from 2 exons. Lineage: Eukaryota; Fungi; Ascomycota; Sordariomycetes; Sordariales; Sordariaceae. Bases 144 to 2849 code for a protein of 901 amino acids.
ACCUACCUACCUAGAGGUACCUAGUCUUAAACGUCCUUCACCACAUCUAUAGCUUCGAAACAUCGAAGCCCAAACGUACACGACCACGCAGGGCAUCUAGUGCAAAGCAGCGAUGCGUUGCCAGCGUCAAUACGGCAAUACCGAUGUCUGCCCUCUCCAAUGGCGUCGAUACCACUGCUUCGUCGUCGAAGAUGCCCUCCACAGCUCCAACAAGUACAGCAGCUAAAGGCGCCCUCAGCAAUAAUAUCACCACCACCAACCCCUCGUCGUCGAAUCCCUCUUUAAACAGCGCGAAUGCUGCGACCAAAUCCCACGAUAGGACAACAGCACCGCUCUCCCUUCGAUUGCCACUAAGGAGCAUCACCAACCCCCAAAAUGGCAGCAACAACAAUCCGACCACAGCAGCAGCAGCAGCAGCAGACCCGGUCCUCGCGGCCUUGCGCACCGCCUCGUCCUCGUCCGACAUCCGCGCCGCGCUCGCCGCCCUGCACGUCCGUGAAUCGUCCCUGACGAGCCGCUUAUCCUCCGUCCUCGCCUCGCACCAGGACCUCGCCCGCUCGCUCUCUCGCCUUGACAAUUUGCGCGCCGGCCUCGGCUCCCAGGUCAUCGCCGCCCGCAGCGUCAGCAACAACAUGCUGGCCGGCGCCGCCGACACGGCCAGCCACCUGUCCAGCCGCGUGCGCCAGCUCGACCUCGAGAAGCAGCGCGUCGAGGAUACCCUGCGCGUGGUCGAGCUGGUGGCUGAGUUGAAAGCAUGCGUAGCCGGAGUGGUCGGCAGCAUGGGCGCACCGCAGGACUGGGAGGCUGCUGCGGGGUAUAUUGCAAGGGCCGCGAGGGUCCCGGAGGAGAUUGUGAGAUCAGGAUUCGCGGCUGCGGUGGUGCCGACUGUUGAGGUGCCUGACGCCCCUUGGGUGACGUUGGAGAACGCAAGGGAGAGCUUGUGCGUGUUGUUCUUGAGGGAGUUUUGGAAGGCGGCGAAAGAGGAUGAUCCGGCCAAGAUUACGCGGUUCUUCAAGUUGUUUCCGUUGAUUGGGCGGGGUGAUGUCGGGUUGGAUGCGUAUGGGCAGUAUGUCUGCCAGGGCGUGGCGAAUAGGGCGAGGGCGAUUUUGAAGGAUGGUGUUGGGGCGGUGGGAGGAGCGGCUAAUGCCAAUGCCCCGCCGACGCUUCGGCCGAAGAAGGACGGUAUCUUCUAUGCCAAUGCAUUGAACCUGCUGUUUGGACAUAUUACACAGAUCGUCGAUGGCCAUGGCGGGCUGGUGGAGAGGCACUAUGGCGGGGGCAAGAUGAUCAAGGUUAUUGAGCGGUUGCAGGGCGAGGCAGAUGUGCAGGGCGGCAUCAUCGUGGACUCUUGGAGUGAUGAACGCGGUGUUGACCGAGCAUUGACGGAUGUGAAGAGUUAUCCAUUCUCGUUCCUUGUGCAAAGCUUCCUACCCCAGAACCGUGGGUUUGGAGCUCCACCACGCCUGAACUCGCCUGCUCCCGGCACCGAUGGUCGCAACAGCGAAGAUGAGGGUGUCAACAUGAGGGAGGUAGAUGCUCUACUCAGCGAGAUUGCCAUCAUGUUGAGCAGGUGGUCUGCCUACUCCCAUCUCCUUGCUCAGAAGUGCACGGAGCCUGGAGUUUCAGAAGAUGCACCACUAACCAUGCCCGAGGUGCUCACCAAAUCCAAUCUGAACCGAAAGGUUUCAGGCAAGCUUGUCAUGCCCUAUAAUGUUCUAACCACUUUCUUCUUCCGGCGAUCUGUCGAGAAAGCGUUCCAGUUGGACGAGUGGCCAACUGGAUUGUCCUUGAGGAUGAGCAAACCUAUCGACAGCAGUCCACCAUUCAUCAUCUCGGCAGUUGAAGAUGUCAUGUACAUCGCGAACACCGUGAUCAUCAGAUCUAUCUCUACGUCUCAAAGAGGCGUUAUCGAUUCUGUCCUCCCUACAAUAUCGAGCUUAUUGGGCUCGGACUUUGUUGGUAUGAUUCAGCGCAAGAUGCGCGACGAGUGCUACCCCAAGCCUGUGAUUCAAGGCGGGUUUCCACCAGAAGACAAAAUCAUCCAGUUCAUCGUACUCAUCAACAGUCUCGACAUGGCCGAGGAAUAUCUCUCCCGCAUCAUCACCGGUAUCCUGACUCCGGGAGAACAAUCAGUCAACGGCGGCAACGGAGCUUCCUCGCAGCCCAACUCCCUCAAGAACUCGUUCCCAUUCAAGAACGACCUCAAAGAAGUGACAACCCGCCUGAACAACCUCCACCACUCAUUCACAGCAAAGGCCACAGAGCUGCUCAGUGAAGGAAUCAAAGUUCUUUUUAGCCAAGUCGUUCGACCACGUCUGCGGCCUAUUCUCUCCGACACCUUCCGCGACGCCGACUACACCAUGACGGAGGAAGAGCUCCUCGACCUGUGCGCUGCGAACGACGAAAACGAGGACGACGUGCUCGAGCAGGUGACGCGCCGCUUCGAGGAGGGCUGGGACGCCCUCAUGAAGCCCAUUGCGCGCCUCAUGACGUCCAAGACUUUCAGUACCGUCCUGGACCACACGGCGCAGCACCUGGCGCGCUGGCUGGAGAAGCGCGUGUGGAGCUACGCGGGUUCUCAGACUAGGGGAGCGAGCCCGUAUGGCGCCAUUAGGAUGGAGAGAGAUUUCAGUGGGAUUAUUGGCACCAUCAGCAAGGGCAACUAUGCGGUGCGCGAGGUGUUUGGGAGGACGUUGCAGAUAUUAAUGGUGGCGAAUAUGGAGGAUGAAGAGUGGGAGGAGCUGAUUGUUACAGAUGGGGCCGGGGGGGAGGAUGGGGAGGAUGGUAUGUUGUGGGUCCUUAGUGAAGAUGAAAGGAGGAAGGCGAGGACGAUUGUUAGGGUGGCAUAGGUUCUUGUGAUGUUCCAAAAGCAUUCCCUCCACAGCACAGCGCCUGUUUUCGUUUUUUUCAUUUUUCUUGCUGUUAUCAACCAUAUAUAAUAUAUUUUGGGCGUUUCUUGUUCCGUUCGACUGCCA